This is a messenger RNA of Macaca mulatta (Rhesus monkey), 2759 nucleotides long. RefSeq names its product NOP2 nucleolar protein (gene NOP2). Lineage: Eukaryota; Metazoa; Chordata; Mammalia; Primates; Cercopithecidae. The record is from RefSeq and is a predicted model, not a curated record. Gene Ontology annotation, cellular component: nucleolus. Gene Ontology annotation, molecular function: RNA binding; rRNA (cytosine-C5-)-methyltransferase activity. Gene Ontology annotation, biological process: maturation of LSU-rRNA; rRNA base methylation.
GCGGGGCCGCGAGGCUAGCGUUACCCUUGCGCCUGCGUGGAAGGACUCUGUGGCGAGUGGCGGCCGAAAGCUAGCUGCGGAGUGCACGUGGAGCGCGGCCCCAAGGGCAGUCUCGGGCCUUAACCCGCAUUCUGUACGCCAAGCCUGCGUUCUGCCGUUUCCUCCGGCACGCGCGACGCCACCUUCUCACAUUUCUGUCUGCCAUAGUACUAUGGGGCGCAAAUUGGACCCUACAAAGAAGGAGAAGCGGGGGCCAGGCCGAAAGGCCCGGAAGCAGAAGGGUGCCGAGACAGAACUCGCCAGAUUCUUGCCUGCAGUAAGUGACGAAAAUUCCAAGAGGCUGUCUAGUCGUGCUCGAAAGAGGGCAGCCAAGAGGAGGCUGGGUUCUGCUGAAGUCCCUAAGACAAAUAAGUCCCCUGAGGCCAAACCAUUGCCUGGAAAGCUACCAAAAGGAGCUGUCCAGACAGCUGGUAAGAAGGGACCCCAGUCCCUAUUUAAUGCUGCUCAAGGCAAGAAGCGCCCAGCACCUAGCAGUGAUGAGGAAGAGGAGGAGGAAGACUCUGAAGAAGAUGAUGUGGUGAACCAGGGGGACCUCUGGGGCUCCGAGGAUGAUGCUGAUAUGGUAGAUGACUAUGGAGCUGACUCCAACUCUGAGGAUGAGGAGGAAGGUGAAGAGCUGCUGCCCAUUGAAAGAGCUGCUCGGAAGCAGAAGGUCCGGGAAGCUGCUGCUGGGGUCCAGUGGAGUGAAGAGGAGACGGAGGAUGAGGAGGAAGAAGUGACCCCUGAGUCCGGCCCCUCAAAGGAGGAGGAGGCAGAUGGGGGCCUGCAGAUCAAUGUGGAUGAGGAACCAUUUGUGCUGCCCCCUGCCGGGGAGAUGGAGCAGGAUGCCCAGGCUCCAGACCUGCAACGAGUUCACAAGCGGAUCCAGGAUAUCGUGGGAAUUCUGCGUGAUUUUGGGGCUCAGCGGGAGGAAGGGCGGUCUCGUUCUGAAUACCUGAACCGGCUCAAGAAGGAUCUGGCCACUUACUACUCCUAUGGAGACUUCCUGCUUGGCAAGCUCAUGGACCUCUUCCCUCUGUCUGAGCUGGUGGAGUUCUUAGAAGCUAAUGAGGUGCCUCGGCCCGUCACCCUCCGGACCAAUACCUUGAAAACCCGACGCCGAGACCUUGCCCAGGCUCUAAUCAAUCGUGGGGUUAAUCUGGAUCCCCUGGGCAAGUGGUCAAAGACUGGACUAGUGGUAUAUGAUUCUUCUGUGCCCAUUGGUGCCACCCCCGAGUACCUGGCUGGGCACUACAUGCUGCAGGGAGCCUCCAGCAUGCUGCCCGUCAUGGCCUUGGCACCCCAGGAACAUGAGCGGAUCCUGGACAUGUGUUGUGCCCCUGGAGGAAAGACCAGCUACAUGGCCCAGUUGAUGAAGAAUACGGGUGUGAUCCUUGCCAAUGACGCCAAUGCUGAGCGGCUUAAGAGUGUUGUGGGCAACUUGCACCGGCUGGGAGUCACCAACACCGUUAUCAGUCACUAUGAUGGGCGCCAGUUCCCCAAGGUGGUGGGGGGCUUUGACCGAGUGCUGCUGGAUGCUCCCUGCAGUGGCACUGGGGUCAUCUCCAAGGACCCAACCGUGAAGACUAACAAGGAUGAGAAGGACAUCCUGCGCUGUGCUCACCUCCAGAAGGAGUUGCUUCUGAGUGCUAUUGACUCUGUGAAUGCCACCUCCAAGACAGGAGGCUACCUUGUUUACUGCACCUGUUCUAUCAUGGUGGAAGAGAAUGAGUGGGUGGUAGACUAUGCUCUGAAAAAGAGGAAUGUGCGACUGGUGCCCACAGGCCUAGACUUUGGCCAGGAGGGUUUUACCCGCUUUCGAGAAAGGCGCUUCCACCCCAGUCUGCGUUCUGCCCGACGCUUCUACCCUCAUACCCACAAUAUGGAUGGGUUCUUCAUUGCCAAGUUCAAGAAAUUCUCCAAUUCUAUCCCUCAGUCCGAGACAGGAAAUUCUGAAACAGCCACACCUAAAAAUGUAGACUUGCCUCAGGUCAUCCCCAAGUCUGAGAACAGCAGCCAGCCAGCCAAAAAGGCCAAGGGGGCUGCAAAGACAAAGCAGCAGCUGCAGAAACAGCAACGUCCCAAGAAGGCCUCCUUCCAGAAGCCGAAUGGCACCUCUAAAGGGGCAGACUCAGAAUUGUCCACUGUACCUUCUGUCAGAAAGACCCAAGCUUCCUCCAGGUGCCAGGAUAGCAGUCAGCCAGCUGGAAAAGCCGAAGGGAUCAGGGAGUCCAAGGUGACUGGGAAGCUAAAGCAACGAUCGCCUAAAUUACAGUCCUCCAAGAAAGUUGCCUUCCUCAAGCAGAAUGCCCCUCCCAAGGGCACAGACACAGAAACACCGGCUGUGUUAUCCCCAUCCAAGACUCAGGCCACCCUGAAACCUAAGGACCAUCAUCACCCCCUUGGAAGGGCCAAGGGGGUUGAGAAGCAGCAGUUGCCAGAGCAGCCUUUCAAGAAAGCUGCCUUCCAGAAACAGAAUGACACCCCCAAGGGGCCUCAGCCUCCGACUGUGUCUCCCAUCAGUUCCAGCCGCCCCCCACCAGCAAAGAGGAAGAAAUCUCAGUCCAGGGGCAAUGGCCAGCUGCUCCUGUCUUAGAUGGUUGAAAACUAGACUGGGGUGGCUCACUGCCAUUGUCACCGGGUUGGAACUCUUGCCUCUAUGAGGAUGCCUUCUCCACUGUGCAUACCCAUGAAAUUUAAUACACAUUUUACAACCUCUG